Molecule: messenger RNA, 455 nt
Organism: Serpula lacrymans var. lacrymans S7.9
Lineage: Eukaryota; Fungi; Basidiomycota; Agaricomycetes; Boletales; Serpulaceae
Exons: 4
Coding region: 4-243 (79 amino acids)
Source: RefSeq, a predicted model, not a curated record
GGAAUGACAUCUAUUUCCCAAUCAUCUCCAGUUCUUCCAACCACAAUGGCCUAUGCAUCAGACGCUGAAAAACUUCGCUACUCCCAAGAGCUCGCUGCUUACACUCUCAGGCAGCUGGAACAAUGGCAAAUCCAUCAGGCACUAGAGCAGAAAAAGUCAGAGUCUGGGAGAGAGAAAUCUCCACGCAAAGGUGAACGGCGACGAAGCCAUUCUCCCAAAUCAGCAGCGUCGGAUUCACAUUAAGAACUUUUUUAUCGUAACGAUUUUCCACUGCAUCCUCAAGUAUCCAGCACACCACCAUAUCUUAAUACUCCAACGCCUUCAUAUAUCAAUAGCCAUCACAAUUCUUUUGGCGUACAAUGUCAAUCAACAUUUGCUGCCACUGACUCGGACUUGUCUCUGUUUUUGGGUGAUUAUAGCUGGUAUCUCUUUAGCUUAUAUAUUCACAUUCAACA